This is a messenger RNA of Dunckerocampus dactyliophorus (ringed pipefish), 5792 nucleotides long. RefSeq lists its product as uncharacterized. Gene Ontology annotation, molecular function: protein binding; DNA binding. The record is from RefSeq and is a predicted model, not a curated record. The coding region runs from base 1165 to 4950 and encodes 1261 amino acids. The transcript has 17 exons. Gene Ontology annotation, biological process: DNA recombination; DNA integration. NCBI's taxonomy places the organism in Eukaryota, Metazoa, Chordata, Actinopteri, Syngnathiformes, Syngnathidae.
UGUGUGUGUGUGUUUGUUUUUGUGAAUUAUGAGGACAUUUGACAAGAAUACACGCAACACUAUGAGGACAUUUUGAAUUAUGAGGACAGGGUCGGUGUCCUCAUAAUUCCGACAACGUAGAAGUGCUUCUAUUGGUCUAGCAAGCUGAAAACCGAAGUUUCUCGAAAAGUCCCUAUAAUACACAUUUACCAGAGUUUGUGUAAAACCUGUGUAUCGCCACAGCGUCCCGGGUGGCAACUCCUGGUAUUGCACCCCCUAAUUAAUAAUUCACACUUGUGUAAAUUUCAAAGCUUCUGAUUGGCUGCCGGGCGGAAGGUCCACAUAAUUACGGAUUGUGACAGAAAAACUGUGUAUGAACUUUUUCCUGAUUGGCUGACUGGUAGAGGGUCCCCAUAAUGUAGGAUUUUGUCAAUUGUGUAUCCCAACACCUCUGAGGUGACUGCUAAUCAGCCAAUGAGCUUCAUUGCUGCAGACCCAAGCUUCCUGGCUUCAUGCUGCCGAGUGAACACGUUGCCAUUUAAUUGCCUACAGGACUGGAGACACGAGGUAAGACUGAAAGCACGCUGCUGUGUUUCAAGUCCAGAAAGUUUUCACUCCUGCUAAGGAGAACACUGUAUGUCAAAAGCAUGUAAGUCAGCUAGCACUACCUUAACAUGCUAACAGGUUAAUUUAUGUUAGCAUUACAUGCUAAUGCUAGCCUAGUUUAAAGAGCUAGUAGGUUAUUUAAAAAGCACAUGUCAGCAUAUGUCUACUAGUUUUUAAGUUUUCAUUUACUCUUUGAAACAAGCAUUACCUGCCAGAAUAAGAAGAUAUUGUGCCUUGUGUUUUUUUUUAACCUGCUAAAUUAAGUUUUAAUACAAACUAACACAUGAAGUGGUAUCUAUUAAAACAGAAUGUAGGUGACGAUGCAUGCACCUGAUGCAACUUUCAGAUGGCCUUAGUUUAGUUUAGUUUAGAUUAGUUAAACAGAAACAGCAAGUGAAAAGUUGAUGUUUUUAUCUUGAUCCUUGACUUAAGGGUGAACAGUGUACAGACUAUAAGUUAACCCUUACUAAUUAACAUAUGACAAAAAGUCUGUUGUAAAAUGUUUGGUAUCAGUUAAAGUAAAACUGACAUACUUAAGUUCUUAAUUAUUCAUUUAUUUAUCAAAGGCAUCAUCUUUAUAUGAGAAUCGAAAGUGAGGCAAUGAGGCCGCAGAGAGUGAAGAUAAAACCUAAAGAAGAGGCAGCAUAUUUUUCAUCCUUGGGAAAGGAUAAGGAUGGAUUUGAUGUGCAAUUCAUAAAUUCAUUCAAAGGUCGAGGAGUAUUCAGCAAGCGCCACUUUCAGAAAGGAGAGUUCCUUAUCGAAUAUCGAGGGCAAGUCAUAUGCAAAGAGGAACAUGAAAGCAGGCUACGACUAUACCAUGAUGCCCUCAAGGUUUUCAUGUUUGAAUUUCGUUACAAUGGAAAGCAUUUGUGGUAUGUAUAUUGUCACACAUACUGUAACUUGCAGUAUGUUGUUUUACACAGAAAAACUCUCUGCUUCACAAAAAUAACAAUAACACAGAGUUAUUCAUUCUGUCAUAGCGAGUUUUAUAUUUUUUGUGAUUUCAGUAUUGAUGCUGCUCAAGAGGAUGACUCCCUAGGGAGACUUGUAAAUGAUGAUCAUGUCAGCCCAAACAGCAAAAUGAAGAAAAUCACUGUCGAUAGACAGCCUCAUCUCUGUCUGUUUGCAACAAAGGACAUCAAGCCAGAUGAAGAGAUAACCUACAACUACGGAGACUCUGACUGGCCAUGGAGGUUAAAGUGUCCCACAGCAAAGGAGCAGAUUUGCUCAGGGGAUUUGGUCAGCCAUGGAAAAAGAACUGCAACAGACAAGGAGAACAGAACUGAGGCAGAUCCACAACCUGCUGCUGUGGCCAUGACAUCUGACUGCUUGACUGAUGAUAAACAGGUUUCAGCUGCAACAGAUCAUUACCAUGCAGAGGAGGCCAUGACAUGUGCUUCCCCCAAUGAAAACACUGAACAGGAGAACAGAACUGAGGCAGAUCCACAACCUGCUGCUGUGGCCAUGACAUCUGACUGCUUGACUGAUGAUAAACAGGUUUCAGCUGCAACAGAUCAUUACCAUGCAGAGGAGGCCAUGACAUGUGCUUCCCCCAAUGAAAAUACUGAACAGGGCUGUAAGCAUGACUUGGUGUCCUCGGUAGUACCAAGCUUGGAAAAAUGUUCCCUGUGUACUGGACCCUUUUCGGCCUUGAAAUGGAUUGGCGUGAGAUGUAAAGUUUGCUGCGGCUUCUGGCACAAAUCCUGCUAUGUCAAGGGGAUGAACACUGACUCUAAAUGCCGACCAUUUGAUCAAGUUACUGAAGGAACUAGUUCAAGUUUCAGUGAAGAGAUAUCAGAGGAGGACUAUGUACCUGACUCUUACAGUGACUCAGACAAUUCAGGAGAAAUUUUAAUAGGGCCUUCAAAAUAUUUUCAAGAAGUGCCUGAUAAUGAAGUGUUCUGCACUGAGCCUCCCUCUGAAAUUCUGGCGAAAACACCUUGCCAAGAGCAGCUCUUAGAUGAAGUCACGUUACCUGACAUUAAAGAAGCAGACAGUACCAUGCAUCUUGAGAAGAAUUGUGGCGACCCCAAGCAACCCUCAGAGGUCGUUCAGCCUGAAGUUCAGAAAGACACUGUUGAAGAUCAAUUUGAGACCACGGACAAAACUGGAGAAGAUCAGUAUGUACAGUCUUCAGGCGUAUCCUCUUCUGGAAGUAAGAUCAAUUAUUGCUACAUUUGUGGCAAAGCACAGUCAAAAAUUACUCGCCACUUGAAAACCCAUGAGAAGACAAAUGUGGAUGUUGCUCAAGUUUUAGCACUCCCAAAAUACUCCAAAGAACGACAAAGACGGCUGAACAUACUACGGAACAAAGGAAAUCAUAAACAUAAUACAGAAGUUUUAACAAGUGGGACUGGAGUGCUGAAAAUGAAACGCAAACCCAAGAAUAAGCAUGAUGUUAAACAGUAUGUGCAUUGCAUGUAUUGCCAUGCUUUGUAUCUUCGGAGGCAUCUGUGGCGACAUCUUCAAAAAUGCCUCUCAAAACCAGGAGAAACCAACAAAGGGCAAGGAAGAACUAGGGUCCUUUCCUUGGCCACAAUGUCAGAGUCAGCCCUACCUCAACAGAUAUCCCAAGGUGUUUGGAAACUGUUAACUACUAUGAAAGAUGAUGAAAUUUCUGCUGCUGUGCGAGGUGACUUCUGCAUUCUUCAGCUGGCGCAGUCAUUUUUCAACAAACAUGGUCACGAUCCCACCAAAUAUGAAUAUAUUCGGCAGAAGCUUCGUGAAGUUGGAAGACUUCUACUAAUACUGUGUAAAGAAUUUUCCAUAUAUAAUCUUGAGGAUGCCAUAAGACCUGCAAAUUUCCAUUCGGUUAUCCAAGCAGUCAAGACGGUGUCUGGGUUUGAUGAUGAAAAGCACUGCUACAAAACGCCAAGCCUCGCACUGAAGUUGGGUCACUCAUUGCAAAAGAUCAGUGACAUCAUCCACUGCAGAGCUUUAAUGACAGGAGACAGUGAGCUGAAAAAGUCAACCCAGACUUUCAAAAAGCUUUACACCUCAAAGUGGUCUGAACUUGUCUCUCAUACUGCUUUGACCACCUUGAAUGAGGCACACUUUAACAAGCCAUCCACCCUGCCUUUUACUGAAGAUGUGCAAUGUCUUCACCAGCAUCUUGAAAAGACAACAGAUUUGGCAUCUGAGAACCUGGGAAAAACGCCUUCACCACAAGUUUAUGGUGAACUUUGCAGAGCAACUUUGGCAAAGAUAAUACUAUUCAACCGAAGACGUGGAGGGGAAGUUGCAAAAAUGCAAUUAAACAGCUUCCUUGGGAGGGACACGACGCCUUUACAUAAGGAUGUUGCUGUUGGCCUCACAAAGUUUGAACAAAAACUCUGUGAACAUUUCAGCCGGGUGGAAAUUAGGGGUAAAAGAGGACGAAAAGUUGCUGUGUUGCUUUCACCAGAUGUGGUUGAUUCAUUGACACUUCUUUUCAACAAAAGGAAAGAAUGUGGAGUUCCAGAGGAGAACAAUUUUUUGUUUGCAAGGCCCCACUGUUUAACUCCUUACAGAGGACAGGACUGUUUAAGGACUUAUGCAAAUGAGUGUGGUGCUCAGAACCCAGAACUCCUCAGGUCAACACAGUUACGCAAACAUGUUGCAACGUUGUCCCAGGUCCUGAACCUCAAAAACCACGAACUGGACCAAGUUGCAGACUUCCUCGGCCAUGAUAUUCGUGUCCACAGAGAAUACUACAGGCUUCCAGAGGCUACAACACAGCUGGCCAAAAUAUCCAAACUACUGCUUGCCAUGGAGAAAGGGUCCAUCACAAACCUUCAGGGAAAAACUCUUGAAGAGAUUGAGAUAGAAGAUAAUCUUGACUUCACUGCUUCUGAAGCAAGUGAAGAAAGUGAAGCUGAGGAAGAUGAUCAGCCCUCAUAUCCACAAACAGACAUGGGACAGGAGAGAGCCUUGCAACCUGUUGACAAACCUGCAGCUGCCUCAGAUGACUUCACAGAUUACUCUACCCUUGUAGGGACUUCUAGGGGACAGGAGAGAGCCUUGCGACCUGUUGACAAACCUUCAGCUGCCGCAGAUGGUGACUCUGCCCUUGAAGGGACAUCUAAAGAGGAUAAUAGGAAGAAAAAGGCCAACAGAAAAAAAACCCAUCAUGAACCAAGUGUGGUUCCCAAAAAUGCUGAAGUGGAUGAUCCUAGGAGGAAACAAAAACAGCCGUGGUCUCCAGCUGAGGUUGCAGCAGUGAUGAGACACUUUAAAGAUUACAUCGAGAAGGGUAAACUAGCGACAAUGAUUCAGUGUCAGCAGUGCAAGACUGCUGAGAAUCAUGCUCUUGCCAAUCGCACUGUUCAAAAUAUAAGAGACUUUGUAAGAAAUCGUGGCAUAACCCUGAAGAGGAAGAACCAGUAAGUGAACAGGCACAGUUUGAUUUUGAUAGUGUGUUUUGUUACAUGUUAAAGUUAAGAGCUGGUCUCUGUUACGUUGUGACAAAACAACAAAAAAAUAAAGUUGGUUGCUUGUAACUGUUUAUGCCUGGUGUAAUGUCUUUGUCUAUCAGAUAUGUAUUACUAGGUUUUACCUGAGGUGGCUAAUGACAUUUCAUAUUGAGUACGUCUUACAAACAUGCCUAAUUGCUCACCACAGAUCAGGUAUGUCUUUAAAUUUCACAAUAGUAUUGUGUGUAGCUAUUUGUCCUCAUAUACUGGGUGUGUCCUAUUAAUGCACAUUACCUUCAUUUUUGUGUUUGUGUGAAUCCAUGUUCCAGCAAGUCACAUUUGACCCUCCAAGUCACAUUAGUGUCAGUGUUUGUGUGUUGUGUGACAACUGUCCUUAUAAAUCAAGUUGGUUCUGAUAAUUCUCAUUUUUGUCAUGGGCGGGGUUUAGGCAGCUCAUUAACUUUGUCCUUACAAGUCGGCAUAGUGUCAGGUUGUUGUAACUUGAGCUGCUUUUUGUGUUUCUGGUUUUUGAAGUGAGAUUUGCAUAGUACAGCCCAAACCAGAUUUUUUGAUAUAUGCCACGCCUCUGGGAAACAAGCGGAAAGGGGUGCCACCCUAAUACACCAAAAAACUUGUUUGGAGAGAAGUGUCCUCAUAGUACUUAUAAACCCGUAUGUGUGUGUGUGUGUGUGUGUGUGUGCGUGCGUUCGCGUGUGUGUGUAUGAAAUGCCAGCAUGUUGGCGCCACGGUGCGGGGAUGUUAUGUCUAGCUGCAGUAAUGCUAGAAGCCGUCCAACGAUGGACAGAGUUGUUUACU